This is a messenger RNA of Synchiropus splendidus (mandarinfish), 1433 nucleotides long. RefSeq names its product non-structural maintenance of chromosomes element 1 homolog. Gene Ontology annotation, cellular component: nucleus; Smc5-Smc6 complex. The coding region runs from base 493 to 1290 and encodes 265 amino acids. Gene Ontology annotation, biological process: double-strand break repair via homologous recombination; DNA damage tolerance. Gene Ontology annotation, molecular function: ubiquitin-protein transferase activity. NCBI's taxonomy places the organism in Eukaryota, Metazoa, Chordata, Actinopteri, Syngnathiformes, Callionymidae. The transcript has 7 exons. The record is from RefSeq and is a predicted model, not a curated record.
GUCCGGCGGGAUGUUGAGAAGGAGCGCGCAGGCGUAGUGUUUACAUUGCGCGUUAUCGAAAGAUUUGUCAAUGGUAAGAAAUGUAUUGAAGACCUAAGUGAUGUUUUAUGUUUACGCUGAAAUGCCGCUUCUCCGCUUUUAUUCCCGUGACAUGUCGAUGAACUAUAGUUGUGUGUUAAACCUUUCCUGCCUCCUCACCGGACCGUGGUCGGGCGUCACAGGGGAGGUGUUCCGUCACCUCCAAGGCUGGAGCGCGCACUCCAGGGUUUAAUGUCCUUUUCGUCGGCUGGAGCUGGGACAUGGAUGAGUCGAGUCUUUGGUAGAGCGUUCUUUUAGUUUAUUUCGUCGCAGUUCGAAGUUGACAAGUACCGGGCACUUCUACACGUUUUCUUCCCCAGAGAGACGUCAAUCUCCCGGCAGCCCCUCCCACACGCAGCGGCCACACCACACAUACACGAACAGCGGCAGACACUCCACACUCACUCCUACAACAUGUGUUUUUGUGUGCCACUGCUUGAAGUUGUCACAGUCAGGUGGACGGACAUGGCAGCGCAGAUGACCGACAGCCACCGCAGGUUCCUACAAACCCUGAUGGCUAACGGAAUUGUGAGUGAAAGACAGGCGAGGACUUUGCAUCGGUUCUGUUGCGAGACGCACAACGCGCCUUAUGACCCAGAAAACCUGGACAACUUCGUCAGUGCCAUCAACGCAAAACUGCAACCCUUGUCUAUGCAGAUCAGGAAAGGCCUCUCGGAAGAGAAGGGCGAUCAGCACUAUGCUCUGGUGAACAUGACGGAGAACGAUGUGACCAAGUUGUCAUCUGAUUAUGCGGAAAAUGAGCUGGAGCUGUUCAAGAAAAUUAUGGACCUGAUUGUGGGCUCUGACUGUGGCACUGCCACCUCCAUCGACAUCCUGAACAGCACAGACACCCUCACCACGAAGAAACUGAAGAAGAUUGAGGCGGAGCAGCUGCUGAACAGACUGGUGCAGGACCAGUGGCUCUGCGAGAAACAAGGGGUCUAUUCCUUGUCCACCAGAUGCAUCCUAGAGAUGGAGUCCUACAUCCGUGCAAUGUACCAGGACCAGCUCAAGCUGUGUCACAUCUGUCACAACGUAGCUUUCCAGUGCCAAGUAUGUGAGAAUCCCACGUGCUCCAUCCGAAUACACAACCCCUGUGCCACCAGAUACUUCAAGGACAGGAAGGAGCCACAGUGUCCGGCCUGCAACGACGCGUGGUGCCACAAAAUACCCGCAGACAUCAGAGGACGUCAGUCUCGGAACACGAGAUGAAGUACAUUCUCUAACUGUGUCUUUUUUUAAAACUAUGUUGUUCAUCUGAAUAAAACAUGUUUUUAAAUCUGGAGCAUGUCAUUAAAUGAUGAGGUGGUGAAGAACUUCUGGUGGAGGUGGGUUGUGACUUCAGACUGAAAGGA